CAUCAAACCUUGUCACUAACUCCUUGUCAUCAAUCUAAAAUGUAACAAAUCUACCGAUGCCUUCGUUGCUGACCAUCAGCAUAUACGACAUCCACCACAUCCUGGGCAGGUUCAUCAGGUUGUACAGACAGGUGCAGGUGGUCUCUGACUGUCUGGCGUUCACGUGCUCCAUUCUCUGCUGCCAGUGCUGGGCCAUGUUGCCUGAUAACCCUGACGUGGAGGCGAGGAGCGAAUCUCACGAGGGAUAUUUGUUCUUACCGCAACACGUGAUAGACGCGAGGAAUGCAGGCGGUGAUCUGCCGAAGAACGAGAUCCUGAGCGAGUUCAGCCCACAAAAGGAGGACUCAGAGGAAGUCCAGAGGAAAUGUGUCGAGUUCUGGAGAAAAGAGCAAAUAUCUGCCCUGAAGCGGGAAAUAGAAAGUAAUAAAUCGUCAAAUAAUAUCAGCCACAUGGAGCUGAACAAAGAACAUCCCAGUAAGAUUUCCUCAAAGACAGCGCAAGGUGACGAGCUGCCCGCUGUUCAUGCCAAAUCAAAGAUAAGCAACAGUUUGAUUUUGAAAUCACCCACACUAUCGGUUUAACGUGCAAGAACAUAGUUCUUUUGUUGUCCUUUAUAUUAUGUUUUGUAUUUUUUACGUUUAUUCUCUAUUAAUUAAAGUAUUGUGACAAAUCUAU
This is a messenger RNA of Plodia interpunctella (Indianmeal moth), 675 nucleotides long. RefSeq lists its product as uncharacterized. The coding region runs from base 57 to 581 and encodes 174 amino acids. The transcript has 4 exons. NCBI's taxonomy places the organism in Eukaryota, Metazoa, Arthropoda, Insecta, Lepidoptera, Pyralidae. The record is from RefSeq and is a predicted model, not a curated record.